This is a messenger RNA of Sorex fumeus (smoky shrew), 14857 nucleotides long. RefSeq names its product HECT and RLD domain containing E3 ubiquitin protein ligase 2 (gene HERC2). Gene Ontology annotation, cellular component: membrane; cytoplasm. Gene Ontology annotation, molecular function: zinc ion binding; protein binding; ubiquitin protein ligase activity. NCBI's taxonomy places the organism in Eukaryota, Metazoa, Chordata, Mammalia, Eulipotyphla, Soricidae. Gene Ontology annotation, biological process: protein ubiquitination. The transcript is spliced from 93 exons. The record is from RefSeq and is a predicted model, not a curated record. Bases 124 to 14619 code for a protein of 4831 amino acids.
GGCGCCGGGAUCGCGGGCGCCGGCCGAGCCAGCGGCGGCUGGAGGCUGCGACCUGACGCCGCCCGCCGGCGGCCGCCGAGACGCCGCGCGUCAGGCUUGGAGCGGGAGCUCCGCCAAGGGAAGAUGCCCGCCGAAUCUUUCUACCUGGCCGCACAGGCGCGACUCGACUCCAAAUGGCUGAAGACCGACAUCCAGCUUGCAUUCACCAGAGAUGGGCUCUGCGGCCUGUGGAACGAGAUGGUCAGGGAUGGAGAGAUCGUGUACACGGGGACAGAGUCAGCCCAGAACGGAGAGCUUCCUGCCCGGAAAGAUGACGGUGUGGAUGGUCAGAGUGGAUCCAAGAAAGAAGACCUGAAUGACAAAGAGAAAAAGGAAGAAGAGGAGGCGCCCGCGCCUGCCUGCCGGGCCAAGUCCAUCCUGGAGAGUUGGGUGUGGGGCCGGCAGCCAGAUGUGAAUGAGCUGAAGGAGUGCCUCUCGGUGCUGGUGAAGGAGCAGCAGGCGCUGGCCGUGCGGGCCGCCACCACCACCCUCUCGGCCCUGAGGCUCAAGCAGAGACUGGUCAUCCUGGAGCGCUACUUCAUCGCCCUCAACCGAACAGUGUUUCAGGAGAACGUCAAAGUCAGGUGGAAGACCAGCAGCAUUUCUUUGCCGCCUGUGGACAAAAAGAGCUCUAGGCCUGCAGGCAAAGGAGUGGAGGGACUUGCCAGAGUGGGCUCCCGGGCGGCGCUCUCCUUCGCCUUUGCGUUCUUGCGCAGGGCCUGGCGCUCAGGGGAGGACGCGGACCUCUGUAGCGAGCUGCUGCAGGAGUCGCUGGACGCGCUGAGAGCCCUGCCGGAGGCCUCCCUCUUCGAUGAGAGCGCCGUGUCCUCAGUGUGGCUGGAGGUGGUGGAGAGAGCCACCCGUUUCUUGCGCUCCGUGGUGACCGGGGAUGUCCACGGGACUCCAGGCACCAAGGGGCCGGGCAGUGCCAUCCCCCUGCAGGACCAGCACCUGGCGCUGGCCAUCCUGCUGGAGCUGGCGGUACAGAGAGGCACGCUGAGCCAGAUGCUGUCUGCCGUCUUGCUGCUGCAGCAGCUGUGGGACAGUGGGACACGAGAAACGGACAACGAGCGCUCGGCACAGGGCACCAGCGCCCCGCUCCUCCCCCUGCUGCAGCGAUUCCAGAGCAUCCUGUGCAGCAAAGACGACCUCCACACCGAGGGUGACCCGCACCUCCUGACGGGCCCGCUCAGCCCCAAUGAGAGUUUCCUGCGGUACCUGACUCUCCCGCAGGACAACGAGCUCGCCAUCGACCUGCGGCAGACGGCGGUCGUGGUCAUGGCCCACCUGGACCGCCUGGCCACCCCCUGCAUGCCGCCGCUCUGCAGCUCUCCGACCUCGCACAAGGGCUCGCUGCAAGAGCUCAUUGGCUGGGGCCUGAUCGGAUGGAAGCACUACGCCAACGUGAUUGGCCCGAUCCAGUGUGAGGGCCUUGCCAACCUGGGGGUCACGCAGAUCGCCUGUGCAGAGAAGCGCUUCCUCAUCCUGUCACGCAAUGGCCGCGUAUACACGCAGGCCUACAGCAGCGACACGCUGGCGCCGCAGCUGGUGCAAGGGCUCGCCUCCCGGAACAUCGUCAAGAUUGCCGCCCAUGCGGACGGGCAGCACUACCUGGCCUUGGCAGCCACCGGAGAGGUGUUCUCGUGGGGCUGCGGGGACGGCGGGCGGCUUGGCCACGGGGACACUGUGCCUCUGGAGGAGCCCAAGGUCAUCUCCGCCUUCUCCGGCAAGCAGGCAGGGAAGCAUGUCGUUCACAUCGCCUGCGGCAGCACCUACAGUGCGGCCAUCACCGCCGAGGGCGAGCUGUACACCUGGGGCCGGGGCAACUAUGGGCGGCUGGGCCACGGCUCCAGUGAAGAUGAGGCUAUUCCUAUGCUGGUCGCUGGCCUUAAAGGACUGAAGGUGAUUGAUGUGGCCUGUGGGAGUGGUGACGCACAGACCCUGGCUGUGACAGAGAACGGUCAGGUGUGGUCCUGGGGAGACGGCGACUACGGCAAGCUGGGCCGAGGCGGCAGUGAUGGCUGCAAGACCCCGAAGCUGAUCGAGAAGCUUCAGGACUUGGAUGUUGUCAAAGUCCGCUGUGGAAGUCAGUUUUCUGUCGCGCUGACAAAAGACGGGCAGGUGUACUCCUGGGGCAAAGGCGACAACCAGCGGCUCGGGCACGGGACAGAGGAGCACGUGCGCUACCCCAAGCUCCUGGAAGGCCUGCAAGGGAAGAAGGUGAUCGACGUGGCCGCGGGCUCCACGCACUGCCUGGCCCUCACCGAGGACAGUGAGGUGCACAGCUGGGGCAGCAACGACCAGUGCCAGCACUUUGACACCUUGCGUGUGACCAAGCCGGAACCCACGGCGCUGCCGGGCCUGGAUACCAAACACAUCGUCGGCAUCGCCUGUGGGCCAGCACAGAGUUUUGCAUGGUCAUCUUGUUCUGAGUGGUCCAUCGGCCUCCGAGUCCCAUUUGUGGUGGACAUCUGCUCACUGACCUUUGAGCAGCUGGACCUCCUGCUUCGGCAAGUGAGUGAGGGCAUGGAUGGCACCGCCGACUGGCCCCCGCCGCAGGAGAAGGAGUGCAUGGCUGUGGCCACGCUGAAUCUGCUCCGGCUGCAGCUGCACGCAGCCAUCAGCCACCAGGUGGAUCCGGAGCUCCUGGGCCUGGGGCUGGGCAGUGCCCUCCUGGGGAGCCUGAAGCAGACGGUGGUGGCCCUGGCCAGCAGUGCGGGUGUGCUGGGCACGGUGCAGGGCGCCGCCCAGGCCGUGCUGCAGAGCGGGUGGUCUGUGCUGCUGCCCACGGCCGAGGAGCGGGCCCGGGCACUCUCGGCCCUGCUGCCCUGUGCAGUUUCAGGCAACGAAGUCAACAUAAGCCCAGGGCGGCGCUUCAUGAUCGAUCUGCUGGUGGGCAGCCUGAUGGCCGACGGUGGCUUGGAGUCGGCCCUGAAUGCGGCCAUCACCGCGGAGAUCCAGGACAUUGAAACCAAAAAGGAAGCACAGAAGGAGAAGGAGAUUGAUGAGCAGGAAGCCAGUGCCUCCACGUUCCACCGAAGUCGCACUCCGCUGGAUAAAGACCUUAUCAACACGGGCAUCUGCGAGGCCUCGGGGAAGCAGUGCCUGCCCCUGGUCCAGCUCAUCCAGCAGCUUCUGCGGAACAUCGCCUCCCAAACUGUCGCCCGGCUGAAAGACGUCGCGCGGCGGAUCUCAUCGUGCCUGGACUUCGAGCAGCACACGCGCGAGAGGUCUGCGUCUUUGCACCUGCUGCUGCGCUUCCAGCGGCUGCUCAUCAGCAAGCUGUACCCAGGAGAAGGCUUUGGGCCGGCCGCCGACGCGCCCAGCCCUGAGCUGAUGGGGGUUGGCUCCUUGCUCAAGAAGUAUACUGCCCUGCUGUGCACGCACAUCGGGGACAUCCUGCCCGUGGCCUCCAGCAUCGCCUCUGCCAGCUGGCGGCACUUCGCAGAGGUGGCCUGGGUCGUGGAAGGGGACUUCACCGGUGUGCUCCUUCCAGAAUUAGUUGUUUCUAUAGUGCUCUUGCUCAGUAAAAAUGCUGGUCUCAUGCAGGAGGCGGGCGCCGUGCCUCUGCUGGGCGGCCUGCUCGAACACCUGGACCGCUUCAACCACCUGGCACCUGGCAAGGACAGAGAUGACCACGAGGAGCUGGCCUGGCCCGGCAUCAUGGAGUCAUUUUUUACAGGUCAGAACUGUAGGAAUAAUGAGGAGGUGACCCUGAUACGCAAAGCCGACCUGGAGAACCACAAUAAAGACGGAGGCUUCUGGACUGUGAUCGACGGGAAAGUGUACGACAUAAAGGACUUCCAGACCCAGUCGCUCACCGGGAACAGCAUCCUCGCUCAGUUUGCAGGGGAAGAUCCUGUGGUAGCUUUAGAAGCUGCUUUGCAGUUUGAAGACACACGGGACUCCAUGCAUGCCUUCUGUGUUGGCCAGUAUCUGGAGCCUGACCAAGAAGUCGUCACCAUCCCAGAUCUGGGGAGUUUGUCUUCGCCACUGAUUGACACCGAGCGGAACCUGGGCCUGCUGCUGGGCUUACACGCCUCCUACUUAGCUAUGAGCACCCCUCUGUCUCCCGUCGAGGUGGAAUGUGCCAAGUGGCUCCAGUCGUCCGUCUUCUCUGGGGGCCUGCAGACCAGCCAGAUCCACUACAGCUACAAUGAGGAGAAGGACGAGGACCACUGCAGCUCUCCCGGGGGCUCCCCAGCCAGCAAGCCUCGCCUCUGCGCACACGGCUUGGUGCUGGGGGGCCACUCGCAGGCCUUCCUGCAGGCCAUCGCCGACAACGACACGCAGGAUCACAGUGUGAAGGACUUCCUGUGUCAGAUGGAGAGGUACUGCCGGCAGUGCCACCUGACGGCGCCCAUCACGUUCCCUCCGGAGCACCCCGUGGAGGAGGUCGGCCGCUUGCUGCUGUGCUGCCUGCUGAAGCACGAGGACCUUGGUCACGUGGCGCUGUCCCUGGUACACGCGGGCACCCUGGGCAUUGAGCAGGUGAAGCACCGGACACUCCCGAAGUCCGUGGUGGAUGUGUGCCGGGUUGUCUACCAAGCCAAGUGUUCGCUCAUCAAGACACACCAGGAGCAGGGCCGCUCCUAUAAGGAGGUCUGCGCUCCCGUCAUCGAGCGCCUGAGAUUCCUCUUCAACGAGCUGAGACCGGCGGUGUGCAGCGACCUCUCCAUCCUGUCCAAGUUUAAACUGCUCAGUUCCUUGCCCCGCUGGAGGAGGGUCGCUCAGAAAAUAAUUCGAGAACGAAGGAAAAAGAGAGUUCCUAAGAAGCCGGAGUGUACAGAUGACGAAGAGAAGAUUGGGAAUGAGGAAAGUGACCUAGAGGAAGCUUGUAUUUUGCCUCACAGCCCUAUCAGUGUGGACAAGCGACCUCUUACGAUGAAAUCGCCCAAGGACAAAUGGCAGCCAUUGUUGAACACAGUCACAGGCGUCCACAAGUACAAGUGGUUGAAGCAGAAUGUCCAGGGCCUGCACCCUCAGUCGGCCCUCCUCAGCACGAUCGCCGAGUUUGCCUUGAAGGAAGAGCCGGUGGAUGUGGAGAAGAUGCGAAAGUGUCUGCUCAAGCAGUUGGAGCGAGCGGAGGUUCGCCUGGAAGGGAUAGAUUCCAUCUUGAAACUGGCCUCCAAGAGCUUCCUGCUUCCGUCUGUGCAGCACGCUAUGUUCUGUGGUUGGCAGAGACUCAUUCCUGAAGGCAUCGAUAUUGGGGAGCCUCUUACGGAUUGCAUGAAGGACAUAGAUCUGAUCCCCCCCUUUAACCGGAUGCUCCUGGAAGUAACGUUCGGCAAGCUGUAUGCCUGGGCUGUUCAGAACAUCCGUAAUGUCUUGAUGGAUGCAAAUGCCAGAUUUAAGGAGCUUGGUAUCCAGCCUGUCCCUCUGCAAACCGUCACCAACGAGAACCCUUCGGGCCCGAGCCUGGGGACGACCCCGCAGGCGCGCUUCCUCCUGGUGAUGCUCAGCGUGCUCACGCUGCAGCACGGUGCUCACAGCCUGGACCUGCUGCUCAACUCGGGCACCCUGGCCCUCACGCAGACCGCGCUGCGGCUCAUCGGCCCCAGCUGUGACAACAUUGAUGAUGAGAUGAACGCGGCGGCCCGCGGGGCUUCGGCGACGGUGCUGGAAGAGACCAGGAAGGAAAGUACCCCCGUGCAGCUCCCUGUCUCCGGGCCGGAGCUGGCUGCCAUGAUGAAGAUCGGAACCCGGGUCAUGCGAGGCGUGGACUGGAAAUGGGGCGACCAGGACGGCCCCCCUCCUGGCCUUGGCCGUGUGAUUGGGGAGCUGGGCGAGGACGGGUGGACCCGGGUGCAGUGGGACACGGGCAGCACCAACUCGUACCGGAUGGGGAAGGAGGGCAAGUACGACCUCAAGCUGGCCGAGCUGCCCGCCUCCACACAGCCCUCGGCGGAAGACUCAGACACCGAGGACGACUCUGAAGCCGAACAGACAGAGCGCAACAUCCACCCAACUGCGAUGAUGCUCACCAGCACUGUUAACCUGCUGCAGACGCUGUGUCUCUCGGCCGGCGUCCAUGCCGAGGGCAUGCAGAGCGAGGCCACCAGGACUCUGUGUGGGCUGCUGCGGAUGUUAGUGGAGAGUGGCACGGCCGACAAGACAGCCUCCCCCAGCCGGCUGGUGUGCCGGGAGCAGCACCGGAGCUGGUGCACGCUGGGCUUCGUCCGCAGCAUCGCGCUCACGCCGCACAUGUGCGCUGCCCUCAGCUCCCCGCAGUGGAUCUCCCUGCUCAUGAAAGUCAUGGAGGGCCACGCACCGUUCACGGCCGCCUCGCUGCAGCGCCAGAUCCUGGCUGUCCAUCUGCUGCAAGCGGUGCUGCCGUCCUGGGACAAGGUGGAGCGGGCGCGGGACAUGCAGUGGCUGGUGGAGAAGCUCUUCGGCUUCCUGGGCAGCUUGCUGACCACCUGCUCCUCGGACAUCCCCUUCCUCAGAGAGUCCACCCUGAGGAGGCGCCGGGCGCGCCCGCAGGCCUCGCUGACGGCCACGCACAGCAGCACCCUGGCCGAGGAGGUGGUGGCGCUCCUGCGCACGCUGCACUCGCUGGCCCAGUGGAACGGGCUCGUCAACAAGUACAUCAACUCGCAGCUGCAGUCAGUCACGCGCGGCUGCGCCGGGAAGCCAGCAGAGGGGGUGCUGCUGGAGGACCACUUCCCCGACUCCGAGGGCCCGGAGGUGGGCGGCCUCAUGGCGGUGCUGGCCGUCAUCGGUGGCAUCGAUGGGCGCCUGCGACUGGGAGGCCAGGUCCUGCACGAUGAGUUUGGAGAAGGCACAGUGACACGCAUCACCCCGAAGGGCAGGAUCACCGUGCAGUUCUCCGACAUGCGCGUCACACACGUGUGUCCGCUGGCCCAGCUGCGGCCCCUUCCCGCCGUGCCGUUCAGCGUCACCAACCUGCCCUUCACGGAGCCCAUGCUGUCUGUGUGGGCUCAGCUGGUGAGCCUGGCCGGGAGCCGGCUGGACAAGCACAAGAUCAAGAAGCCCCUGAAGCAGGGCUUCACAGGACAAGUGGACCUGGAGCUGCUGCGGCGCCAGCAACUGAGGCUGUACAUCCUGAAGGCGGCCCGCGCGCUGCUGACCCACCAGGACCAGCUGCGGCAGAUCCUGUCCCAGCCCGCUGUCCAGGAGGCGGCCCCUGCAGCAGAUGAUGGUGCAGCAGCGUCCCCCGACCUUGGGGACAUGUCUCCAGAAGGGCCGCAGCCCCCGAUGAUCCUCUUGCAGCAGCUGUUGGCCGCCGCCACUCAGCCGUCCCCAGUCAAGGCCGUGUUCGACAAGCAGGAGCUUGAGGCGGCCGCGCUGGCCGUGUGCCAGUGUCUGGCAGUGGAGGCUACACAUCCGUCCAGCCCCGUGUUUGCCGACUGCAGCUCCAGCGAGGCCACGACACCGGUCCCCGUGCAGCACGUGCGUCCCGUGCGGGCCAGACGGCGCCGACCGUCGCCAGCGCCUGCUCCACCCGUGGUGCUACAGCUCAUGGAGAUGGGCUUUCCCCGGAGGAGCAUUGAGCUGGCCCUCAAGGCCCUAGGCGGCUCACCAGGCGUGGAGGCCCUAGUGGGCUGGCUGCUGGAUCAUGCCGAUGUGCAGGUGACCGACCUCUCCGACGUGGACACUGGGUCCGACGAGUGCUCGGAUGAAGACCUGGUGGAGGACGUGGACGACUCGGCCUACGCUGUGCCUGCCACUGGCGCGGUUGUGACCGAGAGCCAGACGUACAAGCAGCGAGCCGACUUCCUGAGCAAUGACGACUACGCCGUGUACGUGAGGGAGAACAUCCAGGUGGGCAUGAUGGUCCGCUGCUGUCGCGCCUAUGAAGAGGUGUGUGAAGGCGACGUGGGCAAAGUGAUCAAACUGGACCGGGAUGGGCUGCAUGACCUCAAUGUGCAGUGCGACUGGCAGCAGAAGGGUGGCACCUACUGGGUGCGCUACCUGCACGUCGAGCUCAUCGGUUACCCUCCGCCCAGCUCUCCUUCUCACAUCAAGAUUGGGGAUAAGGUCCGAGUCAAAGCCGCCGUCACCACGCCCAAAUAUAAGUGGGGCUCUGUGACCCAUCAGAGCGUGGGGGUCGUCAAAGCCUUCAGUGCCAACGGCAAGGAUGUCAUCGUGGACUUCACGCAGCAAUCCCACUGGACCGGGCUGCUGUCCGAGAUGGAGCUGGUGCCCAGUGUCCAUCCCGGCGUGACGUGUGACGGCUGCCACAUGUUUCCUGUCAACGGGUCUCGAUUCAAAUGCAGAAACUGUGACGACUUUGACUUCUGUGAAACUUGCUUCAAGACCAGAAAACACAACGCCAGGCACACAUUUGGCCGAAUAAAUGAGCCAGGUCAGUCGGCCAUCUUCUGUGGCCGUUCUGGGAAGCAGCAAAAGCGUGGCCACAGCAGCCGCCCGGGAACGUUGCUGGACAGCUGGGCUCGGAUGGUGAAGAACCUCAGUGUGUCGUCCUCCGUGAACCAGGCGGCUCGCCUCAUCGAUGGCAGUGAGCCCUGCUGGCAGUCCUCGGGUUCACAGGGAAAGCACUGGAUUCGUUUGGAGAUCUUCCCAGAUGUUCUUGUCCAUAGACUGAAAAUGAUAGUGGACCCCGCGGACAGCAGCUACAUGCCUUCGUUGGUUGUGGUGUCAGGUGGUAAUUCCCUCAAUAACCUGAUUGAGCUGAAGACUGUGAACAUCAACCCCGCAGACACCACGGUGUCCCUGCUGAGCGACUGCUCCGAGUACCACAGGUAUAUCGAGAUCGCCAUCAAGCAGUGCAGAAGCUCGGGCAUUGACUGCAAGAUCCACGGCCUUCUCCUGCUGGGCCGCAUCCGUGCUGAGGAGGAGGACUUGGCUGCCGUGCCUUUCCUGGCUUCCGACAACGAAGAGGAAGAAGAUGACAAAGGCGGCACUGGGAGCCUUAUAAGAAAGAAGGCUGCGGGGCUGGAGUCGGCGGCCACCAUCAGAACCAAAGUGUUUGUGUGGGGACUGAACGACAAGGACCAGCUGGGUGGACUGAAGGGCUCUAAGAUCAAGGUCCCUUCGUUCUCCGAGACUCUGUCUGCUCUGAACGUGGUGCAGGUGGCCGGUGGUUCGAAGAGCUUGUUUGCAGUUACGGUGGAGGGGAAGGUCUACGCCUGUGGGGAAGCCACCAAUGGCCGCCUGGGGCUGGGCCUGUCCAGUGGCACGGUGCCCAUCCCCCGGCAGAUCACAGCGCUCAGCAGCUACGUGGUCAAGAAGGUGGCCGUGCACUCAGGUGGCCGCCAUGCCACGGCUCUGACCGUCGACGGCAAAGUGUUUUCCUGGGGCGAAGGUGACGACGGCAAGCUCGGGCACUUCAGCAGAAUGAACUGUGACAAGCCACGGCUGAUCGAGGCCCUGAAGACCAAGCGCAUCCGGGACAUCGCGUGCGGGAGCUCUCACAGCGCAGCCCUGACGUCCAGCGGCGAGCUCUACACCUGGGGCCUCGGCGAGUACGGCCGCCUGGGGCACGGGGACAACACCACUCAGCUCAAGCCCAAAAUGGUGAAAGUCCUCCUUGGUCACAGAGUGGUCCAGGUCGCCUGUGGGAGCAGAGAUGCACAGACCCUGGCUCUCACUGACGAAGGUUUGGUGUUUUCCUGGGGUGACGGUGACUUCGGAAAGCUGGGUCGGGGCGGAAGCGAAGGUUGCAAUGUGCCCCAAAACAUCGAGAGACUGAACGGACAGGGCGUGUGCCAGAUCGAGUGUGGUGCCCAGUUCUCCUUGGCACUCACCAAGUCAGGUGUGGUGUGGACAUGGGGGAAGGGGGACUACUUCCGGCUGGGCCAUGGCUCGGACGUGCACGUGCGGAAGCCCCAAGUGGUGGAAGGCCUGCGCGGGAAGAAGAUCGUGCACGUGGCAGUGGGGGCCCUGCACUGCCUGGCGGUCACGGACGCAGGACAGGUCUAUGCGUGGGGCGACAAUGACCAUGGGCAGCAGGGCAACGGCACCACCACGGUGAACAGGAAGCCCACGCUGGUGCAAGGCCUGGAAGGCCAGAAGAUUACCCGGGUGGCCUGUGGCUCUUCCCACAGUGUGGCCUGGACCACUGUUGAUGUGGCCACGCCCUCCGUCCACGAGCCUGUCCUCUUCCAGACUGCACGAGACCCCUUGGGUGCUUCCUACUUAGGUGUGCCUUCAGAUUCUGACUCUUCUGCUGCCAGUAAUAAAGUCAGUGGUGCAAAUAACGCGAAGCCCAAUCGCCCUUCCCUUGCCAAGAUCCUCCUGUCUCUGGAUGGGAACCUGGCCAAACAGCAGGCAUUGUCGCACAUCCUCACAGCGCUGCAGAUCCUGUACGCCAGAGACGCAGUGGUCGGGGCCUUGAUGCCAGCUGGCAUGAUGGCCCCGGUGGAGUGUCCCUCCUUCUCCUCAUCGGCACCUGCUUCCGAUGCCUCUGCCAUGGCCAGCCCCGUAAACGGAGAGGAGUGCAUGCUCACCAUGGACCUCGAUGACAGACUGAGUCCAAAUCCACGGCAGGACAAGAGAGGAGAGAUGAUCUCUUCCGAGGACGCGGUGACCCCCUCAGCAGUGACCCCGUCUGCAUCCUCGGCGACAUCGCGGCCAUUCAUUCCAGUGACAGAUGACCCAGGCGCUGCCAGCAUCAUCGCAGAGACCAUGACCAAGACCAAAGAGGAUGCCGAAAGCCAGAAUAAAGCAUCGGGGCCAGAACCUCAGUCCUUGGAUGAGUUCACCAGCCUGCUGGUCGCUGAUGACACCCGGGUGGUCGUGGACCUACUCAAGCUGUCUGUGUGUGGCCGGGCCGGGGACAAGGGCAGGGACGUGCUCUCAGCUGUGCUCUCGGGCAUGGGCACUGCCUACCCGCAGGUGGCCGACAUGUUGCUGGAGCUGUGUGUCACCGAGCUGGAGGACGUGGCCACCGACUCGCAGAGUGGCCGCCUGUCGUCGCAGCCCGUGGUGGUGGAGAGCAGCCACCCCUACACGGACGACACGUCGUCCAGUGGCACGGUGAAGAUCCCAGGUGCAGAGGGCCUCCGGGUGGAGUUUGACCGGCAGUGCUCCACGGAGCGGCGCCACGACCCCCUCACGGUCAUGGACGGGGUCAACAGGAUCGUCUCGGUGCGCUCAGGCCGGGAGUGGUCCGACUGGUCCAGUGAGCUGCGCAUCCCAGGCGACGAGCUGAAGUGGAAGUUCAUCAGCGACGGGUCUGUGAACGGCUGGGGCUGGCGCUUCACCGUCUACCCCAUCAUGCCAGCUGCAGGGCCCAGGGACCUGCUUUCCGACCGCUGCGUCCUGUCAUGCCCGUCCAUGGACUUGGUGACAUGCCUGUUGGACUUCCGGCUCAAUCUCGCCUCGCACAGAAGCAUCGUCCCCCGCCUGGCCGCCUCGCUGGCAGCCUGUGCUCAGCUGAGCGCCCUUGCUGCCAGCCACAGGAUGUGGGCCCUGCAGCGGCUGAGGAGGCUGCUGACCACAGAGUUCGGGCAGUCGGUGAAUAUCAGCCGGCUGCUGGGCGAGGACGGCGCGGACACCAGGGCUCUGAGCUUCACAGGCAGUGCCCUGGCUGCGCUGGUGAAAGGCCUUCCAGAGGCGCUGCAGAGACAGUUUGAGUACGAAGACCCUGUGGUGAGGGGCGGCAAGCAGCUGCUACACAGCCCCUUCUUCAAGGUGCUGGUGGCCCUGGCUUGUGACCUGGAGCUAGACACUCUCCCCUGCUGUGCUGAGACUCACAAAUGGGCUUGGUUCCGAAGGUAUUGCAUGGCUUCCCGAGUGGCUGUGGCCUUGGACAAGAGAACACCGCUGCCCCGGCUGUUUCUCGAUGAGGUGGCGAAGAAGAUCCGUGAGCUGAUGGCCGACAGCGAGAGCAUGGACGUCCUUCACGAGAGCCACGAUGUCUUCAGGAGAGAGCAGGACGAGCAGCUCGUGCAGUGGAUGAACAGGCGCCCCGACGACUGGACGCUCUCGGCCGGCGGCAGUGGGACCAUCUACGGUUGGGGCCACAACCACCGGGGACAGCUGGGGGGCAUUGAAGGCGCCAAGGUGAAGGUGCCUACUCCCUGCGAAGCUCUGGCGACACUCCGACCGGUGCAGUUGAUCGGGGGAGAGCAGACACUUUUUGCGGUGACAGCUGACGGGAAGCUCUACGCCACGGGCUAUGGUGCCGGCGGCCGCCUGGGCAUCGGCGGGACAGAGUCGGUGUCCACCCCGACGCUGCUUGAGUCCAUCCAGCACGUGUUCAUCAAGAAGGUGGCCGUGAACUCGGGCGGGAAGCACUGCCUGGCGCUGUCCUCGGAGGGCGAAGUCUACUCCUGGGGCGAGGCCGAGGACGGGAAGCUGGGGCACGGCAGCCGCAGCCCAUGUGACCGCCCUCGGGUCAUUGAGUCUCUGCGCGGCAUCGAGGUGGUGGACGUGGCAGCCGGCGGGGCCCACAGCGCCUGUGUCACUGCGGCUGGGGACCUGUACACGUGGGGCAAAGGCCGCUAUGGCCGCCUGGGCCACAGCGACAGUGAGGACCAGCUGAAGCCCAAGCUGGUGGAGGCCCUGCAGGGCCACCGCGUGGUCGACGUGGCCUGUGGUAGUGGUGAUGCCCAGACCCUGUGUCUCACGGAUGACGACACCGUCUGGUCCUGGGGAGACGGGGACUACGGCAAGCUGGGCAGAGGGGGCAGUGACGGCUGCAAAGUGCCCAUGAAGAUCGACUCUCUGACGGGCCUCGGCGUGGUCAAGGUGGAGUGCGGCUCCCAGUUCUCCGUGGCCCUCACCAAGUCCGGCGCUGUCUAUACCUGGGGCAAGGGUGACUACCACCGGCUGGGCCAUGGCUCCGAUGACCAUGUCAGGAGGCCGCGGCAGGUACAGGGGCUGCAGGGGAAGAAGGUGGUUGCCAUCGCCACGGGCUCGCUGCACUGCGUGUGCUGCUCCGAGGACGGGGAAGUGUACACGUGGGGUGACAAUGACGAGGGGCAGCUGGGGGACGGCACAACCAAUGCCAUCCAGAGGCCACGGCUGGUGGCUGCCCUCCAGGGGAAGAAGGUCAACCGCGUGGCCUGCGGCUCCGCCCACACCCUCGCCUGGUCCACCAGCAAGCCUGCCAGUGCCGGGAAGCUCCCCACCCAGGUGCCCAUGGAGUACAACCACCUGCAAGAGAUCCCCGUGAUGGCGCUGCGAAACCGCCUGCUGCUGCUGCACCACAUCUCCGAGCUCUUCUGCCCCUGCAUCCCCAUGUUUGACCUGGAGGGCGCGCUGGGCGAGGCGGGGCUGGGGCCCUCCGUGGGCCUGGACACACUGCGGGGCCUCCUCAUCUCCCAGGGAAAGGAGGCUGCGUUCCGGAAGGUGGUGCAGGCCACCAUGGUGCGGGAGCGCCAGCAUGGCCCCGUGGUGGAGCUGAACCGCAUCCAGGUCAAACGCUCCCGGAGCAAAGGCGGCCUGGCGGGCCCUGAUGGGACCAAGUCCGUAUUUGGGCAGAUGUGCGCCAAGAUGAGCUCCUUCAGCCCUGACAGCCUCCUCCUGCCACACCGAGUCUGGAAGGUCAAGUUUGUGGGGGAGUCUGUGGACGACUGUGGUGGUGGCUACAGCGAGUCCAUCGCUGAGAUCUGCGAGGAGCUGCAGAAUGGACUCACGCCGCUGCUCAUCGUCACGCCCAACGGCAGGGACGAGUCGGGGGCCAACCGCGACUGCUACCUGCUGAGCCCUGCAGCACGUGCACCCGUGCACACGGCCAUGUUCCGCUUCCUGGGUGUCCUCCUGGGCAUCGCCAUCCGCACCGGGAGCCCCCUGAGCCUCAGCCUGGCCGAGCCUGUGUGGAAGCAGCUGGCGGGGAUGAGCCUCACCAUCGCAGACCUCAGCGAGGUGGACAAAGAUUUCAUCCCUGGGCUCAUGUACAUCCGUGACAACGAGGCCACGUCGGAGGAGUUUGAGGCCAUGAGCCUGCCCUUCACAGUGCCAAGCGCCAGCGGCCAGGACAUCCAGCUCAGCUCUAAGUACACGCACAUCACCCUGGACAACCGCGCUGAGUAUGUGCGACUGGCCAUCAACUACAGACUCCACGAGUUCGACGAGCAGGUGGCCGCUGUCCGCGAGGGGAUGGCCCGCGUGGUGCCUGUGCCCCUCCUCUCACUCUUCACGGGAUAUGAGCUGGAGACCAUGGUGUGCGGCAGCCCCGACAUCCCCCUGCACCUGCUCAAGUCCGUGGCCACGUACAAGGGCAUCGAGCCGUCGGCGCCCCUGGUGCAGUGGUUCUGGGAGGCCAUGGAGUCCUUCUGCAGCACUGAGCGCUCGCUCUUCCUCCGCUUCGUGUGGGGCCGCACGCGACUGCCCAGGACCAUCGCCGACUUCCGGGGCCGCGACUUCGUCAUCCAGGUGCUGGAUAAGUACAACCCUCCUGACCACUUCCUCCCCGAAUCCUACACCUGCUUCUUCCUGCUGAAGCUGCCCAGAUACUCCUGCAAGCAGGUGCUGGAGGAGAAGCUCAAGUACGCCAUCCACUUCUGCAAGUCCAUCGACACCGACGACUACGCCCGCAUAGCCCUCACGGGGGCGCCCGCCGCCGACGACAGCAGCGAGGACUCGGAGAACGAGGACGUGGACUCAUUCGCCUCCGACUCCACACAGGACUACCUGACGGGGCACUGAGGGUGCGGGCACAGCAUGGAUUCUGGAGACUGGGGGCCUCAUCUCCCUAUCCUGCUGCCUCUGUGCCCCGGCGUGUAAAUGUCCCUGUAAAUAGACGGCGGCCCCCCACGUUGGACAUGAAGCCUUUUUACUCUGGGUGCACUACACAGCCCCUCCUUUUUAUUUCGAGUGUUUGCAUCGUCUUGACUGUACAUUGGACACACCGUGUAACAAUUAAAUCGUAUUAUAAAUAUUUCCA